Molecule: messenger RNA, 439 nt
Organism: Ectocarpus sp. CCAP 1310/34
Lineage: Eukaryota; Phaeophyceae; Ectocarpales; Ectocarpaceae
Source: the annotation of a GenBank genome assembly
AAAAAAAAAAAAAAAUCAAAAAUUGGGAAGAACAAAAUUAAAGGAGUACGCUUCCCACACCCGCCCAAAGAAAAAAUCAAAGGGGUAACGUACCAGCACCAGGCACUACCCACCAGGGCAUGGGAGUAACGGAGCAAACAGGGCAAAGAGGCGGCAGAUGGGCAGACAGCCAGACGUGCAAAAGCAAAAGCAACAGCAAAAGCGAGAUCAAGGUACCCAACACAGCAGAGUAUUCUAGGCAGGGAGGACAUGAAAAACAGAAACAGCACAGAGAGAGGCCGAAGGCAAUACAAAGGACAUACAUAAAGGAGUAUAGCAUACAGCAGGGAGGGAAACAGGGCGCAACAACAUCAGCCGGGUACAUAGUUCGCCACAAGCGCUGCCUCGGCCGCCCUACUCGCUUCUACAGCAGUGCCCGGUCGCCGUUUCUUCCCCCCCA